Blepharisma stoltei is the source of this 987-nucleotide messenger RNA. Lineage: Eukaryota; Ciliophora; Heterotrichea; Heterotrichida; Blepharismidae. The record is from the annotation of a GenBank genome assembly.
AUGAACUUCAAGCAAAGUAUCAUAAUUAGAUUAGAUUAGAUUAGAUUAGAUUGUGCCAUUCACUUUCGCAAGGGCCGGGGAUUUGCACCCUACACGCUAAUCAUCCCUGAGGGAUCCCAGCGGACACCCUUCCCCGUUGUCGCAAACGAGGUAUUCGCGCACCAGUCUUGACUUCUCCUGGAGUCUAAGGGCCACCACCUGGGUCGAAACUCCCAGUUUCUCGUUAGGUGAAUACUGUCUUCAAGGUCUGAGGGUCAUAUUGCCCUUCAGGCAUUGCCGACCUUGCCCUUUCCAAUGGUUGUACCGGAGGAAAAACUCUAAGUCCAGGGAUUAGCUCCCUGGGCCCGAAGAAAACCCAGCCCGACUAUACAUAAAGGAUGACUGGCCCCUUUCCGCCUAAAUUCUCGACACUGGGUCGUUGCCUGCAGGUUUUGAAGAAAUAGGGUUGAGAGGUCGGGUGGUCUGUCGUCACCAUUUUUAUGUAUAUAAGGUAUCAUAAUUAAAAUCGAUUUCCAAAAUAAGCCACCCAUGCAAAUUGAAAAUAAUUGCAGUAAAGGCCUGGCCAAGAAUAAAAAACUGUAUGAAAAUGAAUUCAUGACAAAAUAUAUAUAAGAGAAAAUGAUUGAUAUCUAGCAAAUUUUUUUAUAGUAAAUAAUUAAGCUUUCUAUAGGUUGGCAUAAAACAGAGCUCUGUAAAAAGUGAAUGGCAGGGUUCUGCGAAUUCGGUGAAAAAUGUGCCUUUGCUCAUGGAAAUGAGCAGCUUAGACAAAUAAACUCCAUUUCCGACUCAUCCAAAAUUAAAAAAUGUGCAAAAUUCUUCGAGCUUGGGUAUUGCCUUUUACUCCAUAAAUGCCCUUUUAGGCAUGAAAGAUAUCCACUAGACACCGAAUCAAGCACUCCUACAGAAAGCCGUAGAACAAGUGAAGAUUUUUCCUCGCUUCCUUCUCAAUUUUUCGUAGAUUGUGAAAGCAGAAAUUCUUACUUUUAA